This is a messenger RNA of Scleropages formosus (Asian bonytongue), 4687 nucleotides long. It is a transcript of the gene mtmr11, whose product is annotated as myotubularin related protein 11. Gene Ontology annotation, biological process: phosphatidylinositol dephosphorylation. Lineage: Eukaryota; Metazoa; Chordata; Actinopteri; Osteoglossiformes; Osteoglossidae. The record is from RefSeq and is a predicted model, not a curated record. Gene Ontology annotation, cellular component: membrane; cytoplasm. Bases 444 to 2906 code for a protein of 820 amino acids. The transcript has 17 exons.
UCACUCCGUGUCGCUCGCGCUGAGACCACAAGCAAGGUCGCCAACUCGGAGACGCAUGUGACGCGAGCAACGCUCCGUACGCGCAAACCAUCCGCUCCUUCGCCGUCAGCUCAGAUGGAAGAAGCGCGGUUUUCCAACGCGAUCGAGCGUUUCGGGGUGUAAAGUUCAGCGGGAGCGGAGUGCGCGCGAGCCAUGGACGGGUUCCUUUGUGCGCCGCAUGCGGGGCGCGAUGAGCAUGAGGACUAGCGCGCGGGGCGCUCCGCCGACACUUAUUUACCCCGGACAGAACCGCGGCUGCGUCGGACACCGUCGCGCUCAGAAUGCUGCUGCUGCUUCUGCGGCGGCCUCUGGCUCACGUGAUGCAGUUUUGAUGCUUAUUUGAUGUUUAAAUAUCCACUUUAGUUUAUAACCCAAAGAGCUGCGCACGCACGGGAGACGUCGACAUGCUGACUGGGUCCAAGACCACGUUCAAAGUGAGACAGCUCGUCCCGGACGUGAAGGGGAGGAUGCAGAGCCAUGGUGGGCUUCAUGUCCGGGGCAGAGACCACUUUGGUCUGCAGUGCUUACCAGGGGAGUGUGUUUUGCAGAGAGCGGUGUUGGUGAGAAAGAAGCUGUCGGCUGCGGAGGGGGGCGGCUGGCUUGCUGGGACCCUGUUCUGCACCCACUUCAGAGUCGCCUUUGUAGCCCAGGACAGCAAGAAACCUGAUGACAGCGCAGACCCAGUUCUCUUUGGAGACCACGAUGUCGCCCUGGCCUCUAUAGAGAAGGUGGUGGCAGUUGGGCCGUCUCGCACAAAGCUUGUGACGCCAAGCACCUCCCUGAAGUUCACGCCCGAGGAGCUGGUCGUGUAUUGCCGAGACCUCCGGGUGCUGUGCUUCUUGUUUGACCGACUGACCCCCGAGACCCAGGCUGUGGAGAUAACCUACGCCAUAGCGAAAACCUACCAGCCCAUGAAGCCAGGCUCCAUUCUCUCCUUUCAGAAUUCAGCGCUGGGGAGCGUGGAGAUGAGACAGUUCCUCAGCAACCGCAGACAAGACUGCCACAUGAACUGGUUUGAGACUGCAGCUGACUGGGAAAAAGAGUUGGAGAGGACCAGAGCCAUGGGCUGGAGAGUCAGUGCCGUCAACGACCGCUUCGAAAUGGCCACCAGCCUUCCCAGGUUCAAUGUGGUCCCUCAGAAGGUUCUAGACACGGAACUGAAGAAGACCUUUGCCCACUUCAAUGAGGGGCGUAUCCCUCGAUGGUGCUGGCAUCACCCAUGUGGGAGCGACUUGUUGCGGAUGGCCAGCCUCCAGAACAACAUCUACCAUGAGAAAGAUGAUAUCAGGAACCUUGAGGCUAUUGUGUUUGGGGUCCAGCAGCAGUGCGUGGUGGUGGACGUGGCAGAGGAGAUGCCCACGCCGGCCGACAUCCAGCUGGCCCACACUCGCCUGCGUGCGCUGUGCCUCGGGGACAUCUCUACAAAUGCCUCUGUGCCCGACGACAGGUGGCUCUCCACUCUGGAGAGCACUCGCUGGUUGGACCAUACCAGGUGCUGUUUGAAGAAAGCUGCAGAGGUAGCAUGUCUGCUGAGGGAGCGGCAGCUUUCUGUCAUCCUACAGGAACCGGAGGAUCGAGAUAUGAACUGCGUGGUGUCCAGUCUGGUGCAGGUGAUGAGUGACCCGUACUGCAGGACCAUGCUGGGCUUCCAGGGCCUCAUACAAAAGGAGUGGGUGAUGGCAGGACAUCGCUUCCUCAGUCGGGCCAACUACCACCGGGACAGUGACAAAGAGGAGGGCCCGAUUUUCCUGCUUUUCUUGGACUGCGUGUGGCAGCUGUGGGCACAGCGCCCCUCACGUUUCCAGUUCACAGGGGACUACCUGCUGGCCCUCCAUGACAGCGCCCAUGUACCCCUCUUCAGCACCUUCCUGUUCAACUGCCAGAGGGAGAGGAGCAGGCGUUCGCAGCGUCUGACUCAGAGUUACACUCCGGUUGACGGAUGGAGUGAGGGGCCACCCGAAGAGGCCUCCCAGCAUCCUUCCGACCCUCCGUUUCCGCCUGUAUGGGACUGGGCCCUGCAAUACAGCCCACGCAGACGGGCCUGCUUCACGCAGCCCGUUACCCAGCCCAUCCUGGCUGCGCCAGCGGUCCUGAACGGGAACCUUAACGCCAACCCUGAUAACCACAAGCUGAAUGAUGCAGUCCCAGGCUCCGUCUUCCUCUUCUCACGGGGCAGUUUCACCUCCCCUUCACACCUCCUGCCCUGGCGCAGCGGUGGAGGGGUGGGGUCCUACCGUAAGAGUCACCGACGGGCCCCCUCCUCCGAAAGCCUGCCUGGACUGGACCGUCUGCUGAAGGCCUACUCCCUGCUGGAGGUGUGCAGGACUCCCUCAAGCCCCCACGACCCCCAGGAGCCCCUGUUGCCCCUCCUGCUAGGGCCCUGUGUAGGGGUGUGGAAGGAGUGCUACCUUCGAGGUGCUCUCCAUGCACAGGCCUGGGCCCACCCGUCGUCCACAUCUUCUCCAUUCGCAUCGGCCUCCACGCACCACCCGGUAGAUCAGUUGGCCCAGGAGGUGCAGCAGCUGAGGGACAAGCUAGCCCAAGUAUCCUUUUCACGCGCUGCCAGCAAAACCAACAGGCAGCAGUUUCGCCGCCCUGAAGCCAACCUCAACCGAAAUGCCAGCAGCGGUACUUUCCUCUUUUCUGCUUCAAGACCUGCCCAGGUUACACCCAGGGCUAUUCCCCCAACUUCCUCCCUGCCCAAGGCCCCGCUCCCAAAGUGCCCAAUAACCGGCCCUGCCCAUCGGGACGCGGGCAAGCGCACGUUCCUUUUUGGCUCUACUCCGAAUGGCCGAGCAGACCUGCGGUACACCCCUACGCCCAGUGUCAGGCUAGCCAAGAACAGUGGCUCCUCCUUGAAAUCCUAAGUGUGUUACCAGCAGUGUGGUGAACUUUACAUUGCAAGGAAGUGUUUGCCACAUUCCAAAUAGUAUUGAAGCAAAGAACCAGUGAACCUAAAUUGCGUGUAAAUUAUUCAUUGACCACACGAGCCAACGACGUGUUUACAGCUUGUAUUUUUUCUAUGUUCACUCAUUUAUAUAUUAUAUGAAAUGAUCUGUUUGUGGAAAAACUGGCGAUGACCCAUUCAGAACUUUCCUCUGGGUGUGAAGUAAUGGAGCAGUUCUGGGAUAGAACAGUAGAGGGAGACAUUUGACACUGAAAAAACCUCUAAAAGGGACUAAAAAUAAUAUUUGGCACUAAUACUUUAUCCAGUAUUUUAGCGGAUCAAGUCGAUUACAGUAUUUCCAUAGUGACGUGAAAGUAAGAGAACUUUCAUUUGUCCUGAUGUGUAAUUUGUUGUCAACUCAGCUGUGUAUCUCACGCACAGUAUUUAUACUGGAAUGCACAAUUGCAAAAUCAGUUGAAUACAUUAGCAACAGUAAUUUUGCACGGUUGGAGCAUAAGAGGAACUAUAAUUUCUAUAGUGUCUUAACUGUUCUUGUUGGUAGCCUGUGUUUGAGCGCUAGCCCUCUUUGAACUGUGCUGGGAACCUGAUUGAAAUUCAAGACACCGUGAGUGGAACUAAAGGCAUUCAGUGCGUGCCAGUAGUCUCCUUUGGUGUGACAGAAUAUGCUUAUUAGUCUACGUAUUAAUACAAGUAUCACUGUAAAAAUUUAUGCGUGCAGUUCAGCGGACUGAGGCAACUGCUCCUCCGGGCAACAGUCUGAAGGUCCUGAUGGAUCCAAGUUUGCUUGGCUUGUUUCGGUGUAGUGUGGAUUUCAUAAAGACUAUCUUAUCACUUUCAGCAUUCAGUAUUCAUCAUUACUUUUUACAUGGUGAUGUAAUUAAAUAGUAUAUUUUUUUGUUCUGGUUAUAUUUUUGUCUAUUUCUAAUACUAUCUUGAUGUAGCCUUUAAAAAAAGUACCUUCGUGAUGUCUUCUCCCCACACGCGUUAGUCUAUGUCAAGUGUUUAUUGUACUUGAGGUCUGGGCAAAUAGGGGAGAUGGUUAACUGAAAGGACAGUGCAGGAGUCAGGCCUUUCAUUGGGAUGAUGUGAACUCUUAGGUGACGAAAGCACUAGGAUCUGCCUAAUGGGGGUAAUUUAUGUGGUAAACACUGUGCAACCAAAAAUUCCUAAUAAAGGUAGAAGUUUCACACAAAAUCACUUAUAUAGCACUAAAUUCUGUGUUCUUUUGUCAAACUUUUAAUGGACAGAUGAUGGGUAUAUUUUUCUAUACACUUUCCUUCAAAGCAUCGUUCAUCAUGGUAUGUCUGUUAUGACCACGUUGAAUUUCUUUGUUCUUUUUCCAAAGCUUUGACAUUAAAAACCCAAAGCCUGUUUUAAUUUGGUCAGUCUUGUCAAAAAAAACCUAAGGCAAAUCCAAAAUAUAUUUACAGUAUGUAAAGCAAUUAAUAUGGCUUUUGUUGAUAUUCUCUGUUUUAGUGUUUUUGCCCAUUUUUGUUCACUGAGAAAAUGCAAGGUCUAAACGUUAUCUCCUGGCUGGAAAAAGCAAUUGAAAGGGUUCUUGCCUGAUAUCCAGGUGAUUCCGAAUGUGCAGGUAGUACUUCUUAUGAGGAUUCUCUGCACUAGAAGAAGUGUAUCUUUUAGGUACAAACGUAGAUUUUGGUACGAAACUUGACUUGAAAAUGUAUAUAGCCGUCUAUUUUCAGUCCACCUUAUUUAAUAACUUGAAUAAAUCUUGCUUCA